Cloeon dipterum is the source of this 2856-nucleotide messenger RNA. It is a transcript of the gene MICAL-like, whose product is annotated as MICAL-like. The transcript is spliced from 8 exons. The coding region runs from base 156 to 2552 and encodes 798 amino acids. The record is from RefSeq and is a predicted model, not a curated record. Gene Ontology annotation, molecular function: protein binding. NCBI's taxonomy places the organism in Eukaryota, Metazoa, Arthropoda, Insecta, Ephemeroptera, Baetidae.
GAUGAAGAAAGGGGCGACCUGCACCAACAAACACACGCACACAGUCAGUCGCUGAUUCUCUCGCGCCAAAGCCGAACCUAUCGCUCCGACACAGCUAUAUCGCUGUAUUUCGUCUCGAAUUUUCGUCACUAAAGUAACUGAGAAAGACUGACAAGAUGAGCCGGGGCACCAAAGCUCUCGAGAUCUGGUGCAAGAGGGUCACGGAUGGCUACCCUGGCGUCUCGGUGGACAACAUGACCACCUCCUGGCGAGACGGACUCGCCUUCUGCGCCCUCAUCCACCGCUUCCGCCCAGACUUGAUUGAGUUUGACCGCUUGAGCAGCAAAGACAUUUACCACAACAAUGACCUGGCGUUCACGACCGCGGAGCGCCACUUGGGCAUCCCGGCGCUGCUGGACGCUGAGGACAUGGUCGAGUUCCAAGUUCCGGACCGCCUCUCUGUGCUCACCUACGUGGCCCAGUUCUACAAGACUUUCGGCGAGACCUCCUUCGCCAUGGGGCUCAUCUCGCCCGGCCGCGGCAGCCCUCUGAAGCGCGAACACAGCGAGGGCAGUCCAGUCAACACGCCUGCUACCACCCCAGAGUCCGAGACGCCGCCCAAAAAGCAGAACGUCCUGGCGUUAGGUCGUCGGGAGCUGUGCGCGGGGUGCGGUGAGGCGGUGUUCCUGGCGGAGCGGCUGCGGAUCGGCGGCCGCACGUUCCACCGGCGGUGUCUUCGGUGUGCUCGCUGCGGGGCCCAGCUCAGCCUGGCCAACUGCUACGAAACAGAGAAGGACACCUUCUGCUGCGAGGUCUGCCCCGACGAGGAGGGCAGCGAGCACACGGACAGCGACGCCGGCGCCGCGCCCGACCAGGAACAGGACGACGAGUGGAGCGCCUCGUGCGAGAGCGCCCUCGAGGCGCACCACCCGCCGCCCUCGCCCUCACCCGCCCCCAAGCACGAAGAAAACAAUGUUACCAGCAACAGCAGCAGCGCUCGUGAUCUCGACGCGAUCUCACAGGCUGAAACAACGCAUCAAGUUGCGCCCGAGCCGCAAGAGGAAGCGGCAGUGGCGAAAGCGCCAGAGUUGCCCGCCACCGCGCCGCCGUCCGCGGUUGGCAAGUGGCUUUUGCAAGCUGAUGACGAGCCGACACAAAAUAUUAGCAGUAUUAAGGAGCCAACAACAGAUGUAAAUAGCAGCGAAACGGCAGGCAUGAAACAGGAAGAGGAAUCGCAAGCGGCUCCUGAAGAGCAGAAGGUCGCUACAGACACAAAUAAAGAGGUGCCGAAAAUUGUUGUCGAGGAAACUAAGGAGGAAUACCCCGAUGACUUGAAUCCCUUUGGUGAUGAGGAGGAGGAGGAGCAACCGGCACAAGAGGAGAAGAAAGAAAGCCCCAAGAGAGUUAUCUCUCUAAAUCCGUUUGGCUCUGACAGUGAGGAAGAGGAGGAAGUGAAACCCACACCUCGUAAAAUCAUCCCAGUGGAGCCCAGUUUAAAUCCCUUUUGGGAGGAUGGCGAGGAAGAUGAGGAGGAGGAAACACAAACACAGCCAACACCUAGGCCGCGACAUAGGUCUACCCUAAAUGAUGUGCCUAGCUCUCCAUGUCCAGCUCCUAGAAUUUCUCUCCCGGCCAGCAGUCCCCUAAAUUCUCUGAGAAAAAAGAAAAAGCCGCCUCCACCACCUCCACCAGUCACGCCGAACAAUGCCAGUCCGGCCCCAUCGCCCUCAGGCACCCUGAGCAAGACGAGAAAAACCCGGCGAGCACCACUGCCUCCAGGCAGCUCAUCCGCCAAAGAAACCAAGGACGAGCUGAACCGGCGGCAGCAGCUGGCGCCUGAGAAGAGCCACCAGGGCGAGUGGAAGCGCAAAAAACGCCAAGCACCUGGCCUGCCCAUCCCGACCAGGAGGCAGAUUGUGCCGAUUCCGCUGGAAGAGGCGCGCCAGGAGCUGGAAAUGAUCGAGGUGCAACAACGAGGCCUUGAAAAGCAGGGCGUGCGGCUUGAGGAGGAAAUCCGCUCGCGGCUGGAAAAGAGCGUCAGCUCAGAGGAUGAGAGCAGUCUGCCUGUGGAGGUGGAGGAAAUGGUUAUGCAGCUAAUGGACCUUGUCAUGGAAAAGAACGAACUUUUCCGAAGGCAGGCAGAACUUAUGUACAUGAAGAGGCAGCAUCGUCUAGAGGAGCAACAGGCUGAGCUCGAAUGGCAGAUACGCUGUCUGCUGCACAAGCGUGACAAGACUGAGGAGGACGCUGCGUUAGAGGAAGAGCUGAUUAACAGGCUGGUCGACGUUGUUGAACAAAGAAACGAAAUAGUUGACUGCUUGGAGAUGGACCGCAAGAGAGAGGCUGACGAGGACAAGAGCGUCCGGGAACACAGGCAAAAGAUGACCGAUCGCCAUCUUAAUACAGAGGAGGCCAAACAGGAGAUAAUAAAAAGCAAGGGGAAGAAGUUGAAGCUAAAAUUGCUGCAGAAAAAUAAAAAGGACAAGAAGAAAAAAGACAAAGAAAAGGAUUCGGAGGCAGAAAGUUCUCCAGGGAAAAGUAGCCAAAAAUCGCCCAAGAAAAAGUGGUUUUGAUAAAAUAACCCUGAUAUUGAUAGAGGCGCAGAUUAUAAUAAAACCCUCUUUAAAUCGAUACCAAUCAUGACUCAAUUAUUAUUGUUGCUGAUCGUUUUUAGUCAGCGCUAUGAAUAUGUGCCUUACUAGAUUUCUAUUAUGUUUACUGCCUGCCUUGUUACGCUAUGUUGGAGCAAUACCUAGUUGUAAACAGUUUAUGAAUGUAUUUUCCUCAUUUUUUGUAAAUAUCACAUGAUUUGCGCUCUAGUAGCACACUUUUUGCACAAACGUUGUGCUUCAUGAAUAAAAUGUAAGUUCAAUUUAU